Penaeus indicus is the source of this 333-nucleotide messenger RNA. RefSeq names its product G2/mitotic-specific cyclin-B1-like. The record is from RefSeq and is a predicted model, not a curated record. Bases 1 to 333 code for a protein of 110 amino acids. The transcript has a single exon. Lineage: Eukaryota; Metazoa; Arthropoda; Malacostraca; Decapoda; Penaeidae.
AUGAAGCUUCUUGCAGUAACUUUAGUUUCGGUCCUCCUCCUUGCAGCCCAAGCGGACCAACAAACACCUGAUGGCACAAGCUCCUUCACGUUGCCGCACCUCCACACAAGUGAAUCCCUUCGCAACCAAGUGAAACGAAGUGCGCCUGGCCUUCUCCUCCUCAAGAAGGCCGUGCCGCUGCUGAAGAAGUUGCCAGUGGUGUUGCCUCUCCCUCUGCCACUUCCGCUUCCGCUGCCAAAACCUGUUCCUGUGCCGCCGCCUGUUAGUGUGGAGAGCACUCGUCCAUCGCCAAGCUAUAAGCCUGUUCAUUCAUGUGGACCCAAUAAUCACUGA